Molecule: messenger RNA, 1334 nt
Organism: Gymnodraco acuticeps
Lineage: Eukaryota; Metazoa; Chordata; Actinopteri; Perciformes; Bathydraconidae
Product: protein CutA homolog
Exons: 7
Coding region: 99-566 (155 amino acids)
Biological process (GO): response to metal ion
Molecular function (GO): copper ion binding
Source: RefSeq, a predicted model, not a curated record
CAAUGCAGCUUUACGACAGUUUCAACAACAUAUAGCCGUCUCCCUUUACGGCAGUGGGUGUAACUCGCUUAGCAGAACCAGCUAUCUGUCACGAGGCGAUGCGCUUUGGGUCUCUGGCUGCAGAAACACUGACCGCUGGACCCUUGAGAGCUUUAGCUGUGACGGUGUUCCUGAGUGUGUUGAUGCUCCCGCUGCUGAGGACUGUUGGACUGAGAGUUUUCUCGAUGGCCUCUGAGACGUACAGACCUGGCUCUCUCUCUGCUGCCUUCGUCACCUGUCCCAACGACACCGUGGCUAGAACCCUGGCCAGGGGUAUUGUGGAAAACAAACUAGCUGCUUGCGUCAACAUUGUUCCAGCAAUCACAUCUGUAUAUGAAUGGCAGGGUAAGAUUGAAGAGGACAGCGAAGUGAUGCUGAUGAUUAAAACAAGAAGCUCCAAGGUGCCAGCUCUAGCUGAAUACGUCCGCUCUAACCACCCCUACGAGGUGGCCGAGGUGAUCAGCCUGCCCAUCGAGCAGGGAAACCCGCCGUACCUGAAGUGGAUCGAAGGAGUCGUUCCUGAAUAACUGCGAUUAUCUUGACUGAUAUUUGAGGGAAUGGUCGUUUUGCACCGUAAUUCUGAGGUUCUGUGCCAAACAAACGUUCAAAGUCUGUGGGAGAAGAUGUUUGUAUGUGGGGAUAUCUCUGCAGCUCCACAAAACAGUUUAUUUCUGACAAAUAUUUGCCCUUUUAAGAAGUAUUGAGCUUCCUGCCAUUUGAAUAUUGAGCAUAUUGUGAAGCACUCACUACUAAGAGUGGAAGAAUGUUACAUUUCAAUUUCAAAAGUGUGUGUUCAUGCCUGAAAUAUACAAAACAAGUCUGUCGUUGUAACGCUACCUGCAAAAAAGGUAUAAGUCAAGACAAGGGGCCCGUUAUGGGAAUAAAUAACACCUGGUGUGGUUAAACUGUUAAACGGCUAAAACCUGUCAUUUCUGUUGCUAAAAUACAAAAAACUUCACUCAUAGGUUGUAUUUCUAUUAUAAAAACGAUGUAACAGGUGAAAUACAUUCCUUUUUGGUGCAAGACAAAGACAAAUGGACAUACAUUCAAAAUAAGUAACUCAUUCUAACAUGAUUACAACUCUGAGACGGCUAAAACAUGUCCUUUUGGACCCAUCAUUUAAGUCCUUUAAGUGCUUCAUAUGUUCAGUAUGUAUACCUGCUUCUACAUGUGUACUCCCUCAUUUAAAAGGGUGCUGGAUAAACUGACAGUGUAAUGUAAAAGUGCAAGACAUACGUUCUGAUUUCUACUGAGAAAGAUCCAUAUUUCAAUAAAGAGGACGAUGUUUUUUAUAA